AUGCGUGUCCUGAGCCGGUCUAAGAGGAAGAACCGACCUCAUGGCCUCCAAGAAGCGCCUACUUAUCGCCCGACGGAAGAGGAGUGGAAGGAGCCCUUCGAGUACAUCAGGAAGAUUUCGCCCGAGGCGCGACAGUACGGCAUCUGCAAGAUUAUCCCUCCAGAGUCGUGGAACCCGGACUUUGCCAUCGACACAGAGAGGUUCCAUUUCCGCACGCGCAAACAAGAGUUAAACUCUGUCGAAGGCAGCACACGUGCGAACCUAUCCUAUCUCGAUGCCCUCGCCAAGUUCCACAAACAACAGGGAACCAACAUGACGCGGUGGCCAUAUGUCGACAAGAAGCCCCUCGAUCUCUACCGGCUGAAGAAGGCGGUCGAGGCCCGUGGCGGUUUCGAGAAGGUUUGCAAGCUCAAGAAAUGGGCCGAAAUCGGCCGUGAUUUGGGAUACAGCGGCAAGAUCAUGUCUUCCCUGUCCACUUCGUUGAAGAACUCGUAUCAGAAAUGGCUGUGCCCGUACGAGGAAUACCUGAGGAUCGCUAAACCGGGUGUGCACCAGCAGCUGGAGCUUGAGUACGGCGGCCCUCUGACACCGAGUCCUGCUCCAAGCCCCCUGAAGCGAUCCAGCGUAGCGACGCCCGCCGGCAUGGGCUCCGAGUCCCCAGCAAGGCACGCGACCGAUGCGCUGCGCGCCUCCAUUGACGGCGCUGCAAAGGACACGGAUCCGGAUGUUUCCAUGUCCGAUGCGUCGGAUUUUGUCACUCCCAAGCCAACAUCCGGCUUCACUGCUGUGAACUCGGGCGGGUUUUCCGCCAUCAACUCCGGUUUUACCAGCGUCAACCGCUCGAUAGCCUCAACCUCUGACGGGAAAGGCCCAGCCACCCCCAACGCAAACGGGACACCUGCUACUUCGACCAAGAACACGCCCGAAUUUCGCUCAUCGGCGCUUGGUCCUUCGAACCUCAAACGGCAAAUGAGCUGCGAUAGCCUCAAUUCUGCUAAGAAGGAAUCGGCCGAUGCGGAAGAUGGGGAUUCCGGGAGUCGCAGGAGCAAGAGGCUCAAGAAAGACACGGUGCCUACCGUCGCCGGUUCGCACAUGUCACUCUUCCGCUCAGCUGUGCCCAGGCUGCCCCGGGACGAGUCUGCAUCUCCCGGAGAGAAAUGCGAGCAAUGCGGCAAAGGCAGCGAGGAAGCCAGUUUUCUUCUUACCUGCGAAUCAUGCGACCACGGUUACCACGGCGCUUGCCUUGACCCCCCUCUCAAGAUCAAGCCCGAGACCGAAUGGAACUGCCCCCGGUGCUUGGUUGGUGACGGCCAAUUUGGGUUUGAGGAAGGCGGCCUGUACUCGCUGAAGCAGUUUCAGGAAAAGGCUGCCGACUUCAAGCAGCAGUACUUCUCUAACAAGAUGCCGUUCGAUCCCGUUCUUAACUGCCAUCGGCCGGUCACAGAGGACGAUGUGGAACACGAGUUUUGGCGCCUGGUUGCUGACAUCGAGGAGACCGUUACGGUGGAGUACGGGGCUGACAUUCACUGCACCACCCAUGGCUCCGGGUUCCCGACCAUCGAGAAAUUCCCUGACAACCCGUACUCGACUGACCCGUGGAAUCUCACCCUUCUCCCACUCCACCCUGAGAGUUUGUUCAGGCACAUCAAGUCCGAUAUCUCAGGCAUGACCGUUCCUUGGGUUUACGUUGGCAUGACCUUCUCGACCUUCUGCUGGCAUAACGAGGACCACUACUCCUAUUCCUCCAAUUAUCAGCACUUCGGCGCGACGAAAACAUGGUAUGGAAUCCCCGGUGAGGACGCUGAGAAAUUUGAGAACGCCAUGCGAGAGGCUGUUCCCGAGCUGUUCGAGACACAGCCGGAUCUGCUUUUCCAGUUGGUCACGCUCCUCACUCCCGAGCAGCUGCAAAAGGCAGGUGUGCGAGUCUACGCAUUGGACCAACGGGCUGGGCAUGGUGGGCUCACGAUACAGACGGCAAAAUGGCUGGCGCCCGCACUUCAAAAGGUGGAGAAACGUGAACUCUCGCAACGAGCCGACUUGGUGGCCAAGCACGAUUUCAUCGCCAAGCAUCUCGAUGCCAAACACCCAACACAACACCACCGGUGUGUAUUUGGUGGAGAAGGCGAGGACGACUGCCCCAUGAUGUUCAAGGUCGAUGACGCCGAUGUUCCGGAGGAAGAGUACGGAUGUUUCUACUGCAAAGCCUUUACCUUCCUUUCCCGGUUCAUCUGCCUUAAGACUGGCAAGGUCUUGUGCCUACUACACGCUGGAAACCACCCGUGCUGCGAUCUCCAGGAGUCGGACAGGUACCUCGGAAAGGAGCAUGCCCUCUACUACCGCAAGUCGGAUGAGGCCAUUGCCGCGACGUGUAAGAAGGUGGUCGACAAGGCUCACGUACCCGAGGCAUGGGAAGAGAAAUACGAUAGACUCCUGGACGAGGAGGCCACCCCAUCGCUCAAGACGUUGCGUAAUCUUGUUACCGAAGGCGAAAAGAUCCCAUACGACCUACCGUCCCUCCCGGUUCUGAAGGCCUUCGUCGAGCGCUGUAACCACUGGGUCGAAGAAGCCACGAACUACACAGUACGCAAACAGCAGAACCGCCGGAAGAACGAGAAGGCGUGGCAGACGGGGGCUCGCAAAUCCGUCGGCAAUGCCCAGCACGAUCAAAAGGAACGCGAGAUGCGCAACGUAGCAAACAUCUACCGUCUACUGGACGAAGCUAAGCAGAUCGGCUUCGACUGCCUGGAGAUCCCCCAACUCCAAGAACGCGCGGAUGCCAUCAAGGCUUUCCAGGAGGAUGCGAGGACGAUGAUGGAACAGCGCCCAACUCGUUCCAUCGGCGCGGUCGAAAAACUACUGGAGGAUGGACAGAGCUUCAACGUCGACAUGCCCGAAAUCGAACAGCUGACGCGUCUCCUGGACCAGCUUCAGUGGAACGAGAAGGCUAGCACCAGCCGCAACUCGUUCAUGACAUUGGAGGAUGUCAGGGCGCUUAUUGACGAGGGUCACCGACUUAACGUACCGGUGUACAAUGAUCAUCUUGCCUUCUACACCGACCAGCUAACGGCAGGCCACAUGUGGGAUAAGAAGGUUCAGGAACUGAUGAGCGCUGACUCGAUUCAUUAUCCGCAACUUCAGACCUUGGCAGACCAGGUGCAAUCCAACGCUUGGCCCGUUUGCCCGAAAACAAUGGCCGCCGUGGACCAGAUUCUCCACAAGCAGCGCGAAGCACACCGGCAGAUCAUGGAUCUGAACGAGCGUACUCAGGAGCCCGAUUACCGGAAGAGGCCCAAGUAUGCAGAAGUCGCAGAAGUCAUAAAGAAGAUCGAAGAGCUCCAGGCCAAGCCAACUGGGACGCAUGAGCUCGAGAAGGAGCAAAAGCGCCACGAGGACUGGAUGCGCAAGGGGAAGAAGCUCUUUGGAAAGACCAAUGCCCCGCUCCACAUCCUCAAGAGCCACAUGGAUUACGUGCUCGAUCGCAACAUCGACUGCUUCGAUAUCAUUCACGACAAGCCGCGCGUUCCGGCGGAGCCUGCCUCGAGAGAGCCGAGCGUUGAUAAGGAACAACCCAGCCGUUGGGAGGACCCAAAGUUCCGCGAGGUAUUUUGCAUUUGUCGACGCACAGAAGCCGGCAUGAUGAUCGAGUGUGAACUGUGUCACGAAUGGUACCACGGCAAAUGCCUCAAGAUUGCUCGUGGGAAGGUCAAGGAAGAUGAUAAGUACACGUGCCCGAUUUGCGACUGGCGCGUCAAAAUCCCUCGCGAUGCUGCCCGGCCAAAGUUGGAGGACCUUCUAUCUUGGCAGGACGAGAUUCCCAACUUACCAUUUCAGCCGGAAGAGGAGGAGGUGCUCAAGAAGAUAAUCGACAAUGCGACCGACUUCCGCAACCAUAUCAGCGCGUACUGCAACCCGAUCAUGGCCACGGCUUCCGAAGCGGAGGCUCAGCGGUUUUACCUCCGCAAGAUCGAAGGCGCCGAGAUCCUUUUGGCAUUCGAGACCAACUUUUUCCGGCAGGAGUUGCACAAGUGGAGCCCGGUUGCUCCGGAACCGCCCCCGGUUCUUGAGGUAUCCAAGAGCACCCGCAAGCCGCGACCGACCAAGUUGCAAAAGAUGUUGGCUCAGUAUGGCGUGGAGGAUCCUGACGAUCUGCCCGAGGACGUCAAGGGUAAAGCGAACAGCUUGAAACGCAAAGCCCUGAACGCCGAGGCCGCAGCGGCGGCCGCCUCUGCCCCGUCGGGCUCCAUCAUGAUGGUCGGGAGUCCCGGGUACCCAUCGCCCCAUUCCUUCUAUCCACGGAACUCCUCCGCCCAGCCCACAACCCCGGGCCUCUCGAAUAAUGCGCACUCUCACUCGUCGGGGGGCGCCGAAGGGUCGUCAUCGCACAACCAGCAAGGCCCGGCCGGCGCGGGCUCGAUUCUACGGGCCGACUCCAUGGAGAUUGACCCGUCCUCCAGCCAUCCGGGCCUCUUCCUCCGCGACGGUACCGGGCCCGGCCCGCAGCUGCUCGUGUCCGGCGACUCGACCCACGAUCUCGAAGAGCGCCUACUCCGCGGUACCUUUGACGACGAGGAGCUCAACGCACACCUCUCGACGGACCACGGCCGCGCUAGGGUUCUCGAGAUCCUGUCGCGCACCGACACCGGCCGACGCCGAGCGGAGGAGAUAUUUGGACCGGGGGCGCGCAGUGGCGACCGCAGCCGUGACGGCCCGUCGAGUGCGGCGCGGGAUAAUGACCCUAUUGGGAUUGGGGUUGGGAAUGAGGGGGAUGGGGAUGAUAGCAUGUUUGUGGAGCUGGUGAACCAGGACGAUGAUGAGGACGGCGAUCAUCAUCACCGUAAGAAGGCGGCGGCUGAUCACCACCACCACCCGUCGAAUGCGGCCGAGAUCCUGGAGGACCGUGGCGAGGCGGCGUCAUGGAUGGAUGCCCCGAAGGAAUCUUAG
Chaetomium globosum CBS 148.51 is the source of this 4941-nucleotide messenger RNA. RefSeq lists its product as uncharacterized. NCBI's taxonomy places the organism in Eukaryota, Fungi, Ascomycota, Sordariomycetes, Sordariales, Chaetomiaceae. Gene Ontology annotation, cellular component: nucleus. The record is from RefSeq and is a predicted model, not a curated record. The coding region runs from base 1 to 4941 and encodes 1646 amino acids. Gene Ontology annotation, molecular function: histone demethylase activity; DNA binding. Gene Ontology annotation, biological process: chromatin remodeling. The transcript has 6 exons.